UGAGACCUUCUUAGUUUAUUUGGAUCAAAGUGUGAAUGUCUCCAAGCUUCAGUCAGACCCAGAGAGCCUCGUGCUGCUGCUACUUUUUGCAGCGUGCUCGGCAUUGGUGGAUGUGUGUGUUUCCCUGUGCGUCAUGAUUGGCUGAGAGCGCAGAGGACGCCUUAAUAUUUAAUACUAAUGUUCCCCUGGUUGGCUGAGGACUGGAAAGGUCCAACCAAUGUUUUUUACUUGCUUUAGUGGCUGCGGCUCCCUAAUUAAUUGCAGCUAUCUGUCUCCUAUCGAUGUGUGUGUACAUGUGUGUUGUGUGUGUGUGUGUUUCCUUUUUUCUCCCCAAAGCGAACAUGAAAUAGUUUGUUGGGCUAUACUUUCUUUCUUCCUAUCGUCCCCCCUUCCUUCCUUCCCGUCCUGGUUCGCAGGCAGAGUCCGGACAGAUUGAGACCCAGCUGUGUGUCCCUCAGAGCCGGUGAUGUUGGAUAUGGGAGAACGCAAAGAGGUGAAAAUGAUUCCGAAAUCCUCCUUCAGUAUAAACAGUUUGGUGCCCGAGGCCGUGCAAAGCGACAACAACAACCACCAGACCCAGCACCAGACCCAGCACCACCACCAGAACCUGCACCAGAACCACCUUCACCGGCCCGGCAUCGUAGACGAAGCCGAGCAGAAAGCUCCUCUCCCCGCCGCGCAGCAGGACCCGAAACCGGAGUCUAAAAGUGAGUCCACCACGGGCCAGGAGAGCUCCACGGAGAAGGAGGACAAGCAGGAGGAGAAGAAGGACGGGAAAGAAGGAGACGCCGGAGGGAAGGACGCAGAGAAGAAGAGUGGCAAGUACGAAAAACCUCCUUUCAGUUAUAACGCGCUGAUCAUGAUGGCGAUCCGGCAGAGUCCGGAGAAGCGGCUCACCCUGAACGGGAUCUACGAGUUCAUCAUGAAGAACUUCCCCUACUACCGGGAGAACAAGCAGGGCUGGCAGAACUCCAUCCGACACAACCUCAGCCUCAAUAAGUGCUUCGUGAAGGUGCCGCGGCACUACGACGACCCGGGGAAGGGGAACUACUGGAUGCUGGACCCGAGCAGCGACGACGUCUUCAUCGGGGGGACCACCGGGAAGCUGCGGCGGAGGUCCACCACGUCCCGGGCCAAGCUGGCCUUCAAGCGGGGCGCGCGCCUGACCUCCGGGCUGACCUUUAUGGACCGGGCCGGCUCCCUGUACUGGCCCAUGUCCCCCUUCCUGUCCCUGCACCACCCGCGGGCCAGCGGCGCCCUGGGCUACAACGGGACCUCGUCGGGCUACCCGGCUCACCCCAUGUCCUACAGCACCAUGCUGACCCAGAACAUGGGCAGCAACCACUCGUCGUUCCCGUCCUCUAACGGGCUCAGCAUGGACCGGCUGGUGGGCUCGGACCUGCCGUACGCCACGCACCACCUGACGGCGGCGGCCCUGGCGGCCUCGGCGGUGCCCUGCGGCCUCUCGGUGCCUUGUUCCGGGGCCACGUACUCCCUGAACCCGUGCUCGGUCAACCUGCUGGCCGGGCAGACCAGUUACUUUUUCCCCCACGUCCCUCACCCCUCCAUGAGCACGCAGGGCGGCGGCGGCUCGCUGCAGGCCGCCCGGGCUUCGGCCUCCAACUCCCCGCAGGCUCCGUCCUCCUCCGCGCUGCCCUGUGACUCUCUGAGGCCGGCCCUGUCCGCCUCUCUGCCGGCCUUCUCCUCGGGACUGUCCGGGGGUUUGUCUGACUAUUUUACGCAUCAGAACCAGGGCUCGACCUCCAACCCGCUUAUACACUAACACCCCCCCAAAACAACCCCUCACCCCUUCAUCUUACCUCACCCUCAUCCAUCCAUCCAUCCUCCCCCCCUCUCCCCCCUGAAGGAGUGAAAUCUAAAAAAGACUGGAACUGUAAGUUGAACAUUUGAACGUUCCACUGUAAAAACAGAAUAAUUAUAACUACCUUCUAUAGAGACAGAGGAGAGACUCAGAGCUCAGCAGAGACACAAAGCAGCCCUGAAGUUUGCAGGUAUUUUUUAAAAUUAUUAUUAUUAUUAUUAUCUCCUCCUCUCUCUCUCUCUCUCUCUCUCUUCUCUCUCUUCUUCUUCUGCAGUUUUUCUUUCUGUGUACAUACUGUCUGUUCCUGUAAGUGUCCGGGUUUGUCUCGUGCAGUGUGACCCGAGCUAACAGACCGAGAGAGCUGAUCUGUGUGUUGUUGUUGGAGGCAUUACUUUUUAUAGAAUGUGUAUUUAAAAAUAGUUUUGUCUAAUUUUUGAGAUUUAAAAAAAAAAGGAAAUAAUAAUAAUAAUGAUGAAGAUGAUGAAGAUGAUGAAGAUGAUGAAAUGUCUGAGCCGCUGGAGGCCGCAUGUUUGCAGUAUUAUCAGGAUCAUGCGGGUCAGAACAGGAGAGGACACUUUUAUUUUGAAAAACACUAAUUUUUUAUUUUAUUUUCUAAACAGUGAAAUGUUUUCUGUUGUUUUUUUUUUAAAGCUGAUUUCCGUUCAUUCAUCCUCAGUUUCACACGUUCUUUCAUAGACCAAAGAAUCGGUUCUUAGGAGAUUUAGAGUCAGUAUUGAGCUGACAGAGGCCUGCUGUAGUGAGUGAGUGAGUGAGUGAGUGAGUGAGUGAGUGAUUGAGUGAGUGAAGGGGUGAAUGAAGCCUCCUCACUGCUGAAAAUGUCCAUUGAAACGAGAUGUUUUAUGAAUCAGCUGAUCUGGAGUUUGUCGCGCUGAUCUCUGAUCUGAAUGUUUGUCUCGGAGGCUUCCUGCCUUAACGCGCCUCUUUUGACAUCAAAUGUCUCCUGGACUCCUCUAAAGAGGGGUCCAGGGUCCAGUCCAGGGCCUGGUUCAGGCUGAGCUGGGUGUAAAGGUCUCGUUGUGAUGGAUGUUUUCUCGGUGGCAGUCUGUGAUCUGCUUUUCUUUGACUGUAAACGUGAGCGCCGGUAGAAACGGACGCUCACGCUCCUUCUUCUCCUUCUUCUUCUUCUUCUGUUCUUUUUUGUAUAAUUAGUAAAAGAGAGAGAACAUGUCUAUUUGUAAUUUGAAUUUUGGGGUUUUGCUUCUUUUUGAAAAGGAAGAAGAAUAAUGUAGACCCCGGUUUGUUUGACAGAAGAAAAAAACGCCUCAUUAUCUAAUCCUACUCGGAAUGAUUGUCCUUUAAUGUCGUCUCUAAAAAGAAUUUUUCAUGGUUGUGAUUCUAUUGUGGUCUUAUUCUUAUUCCGUGUUUGUCGCUUACAGAAGUUCAAAAAGAGAAAAAAAUGUUUUAAUCAUAAAAAAUAAAAAUAAAAGAAUAGGUUAC
Messenger RNA from Notolabrus celidotus (New Zealand spotty), 3280 nucleotides. It is a transcript of the gene foxg1a, whose product is annotated as forkhead box G1a. The transcript has a single exon. Lineage: Eukaryota; Metazoa; Chordata; Actinopteri; Labriformes; Labridae. The record is from RefSeq and is a predicted model, not a curated record. Gene Ontology annotation, molecular function: DNA-binding transcription factor activity; sequence-specific double-stranded DNA binding. Gene Ontology annotation, cellular component: nucleus. The coding region runs from base 467 to 1783 and encodes 438 amino acids. Gene Ontology annotation, biological process: regulation of transcription by RNA polymerase II.